Rhincodon typus (whale shark) is the source of this 752-nucleotide messenger RNA. It is a transcript of the gene idh3g, whose product is annotated as isocitrate dehydrogenase (NAD(+)) 3 non-catalytic subunit gamma. The transcript is spliced from 7 exons. The record is from RefSeq and is a predicted model, not a curated record. NCBI's taxonomy places the organism in Eukaryota, Metazoa, Chordata, Chondrichthyes, Orectolobiformes, Rhincodontidae. Bases 64 to 717 code for a protein of 217 amino acids. Gene Ontology annotation, molecular function: magnesium ion binding; NAD binding; oxidoreductase activity, acting on the CH-OH group of donors, NAD or NADP as acceptor. Gene Ontology annotation, cellular component: mitochondrion. Gene Ontology annotation, biological process: isocitrate metabolic process; tricarboxylic acid cycle.
GCAGCAUCUGUGAAGGAGAAAACAAGAGUUAACGUUUCAGGUAACAUUGAAACCAACCACAACAUGCCCCCGUCUCACAAGUCCAGCAACAAUCUGCUGCGCACCAGCCUCGACCUGUAUGCCAACGUGAUCCACUGCCAGAGCCUGCCAGGCGUCCAGACCAGGCACCAGGGGGUCGACAUCCUCAUCAUCCGGGAGAACACCGAGGGAGAGUACAGCAACCUGGAGCAUGAGAGCGUGGCUGGAGUGGUAGAGAGCUUGAAGAUCAUCACCGAGCACAAUUCUAGACGGAUCGCAGAGUAUGCCUUUGAGCUGGCCCGGGCCAGAGGGAGGAAGAAGGUGACUGCUGUGCACAAGGCCAACAUCAUGAAGCUUGCAGAUGGCCUGUUCCUGCACUGCUGUAAGGAGGUGGCACAGCGAUAUCCAGACAUUACCUUCGACAGCAUGAUCGUAGACAACACCACCAUGCAGCUCGUCUCGAGACCCCAGCAGUUCGAUGUCAUGGUGAUGCCAAACCUCUACGGCAACGUAGUGAGUAACGUCUGUGCUGGCCUCGUUGGGGGACCCGGGCUGGCACCUGGCGCCAACUACGGAAAGGAUUACGCCGUCUUUGAGACGGGAACAAGGAACACUGGGAAAAGUAUCGCCAACAAAAACAUUGCAAAUCCUACCGCUAUGCUCCUGGCCAGCUGUCUCAUGCUCGACCACCUCAAGUAGGGAGCUCAUUACAGACUGAAUCUAAUCGAGGGGUU